Messenger RNA from Dioscorea cayenensis subsp. rotundata (Guinea yam), 402 nucleotides. Its product is annotated as auxin-responsive protein SAUR71-like. Gene Ontology annotation, biological process: response to auxin. The transcript has a single exon. NCBI's taxonomy places the organism in Eukaryota, Viridiplantae, Streptophyta, Magnoliopsida, Dioscoreales, Dioscoreaceae. Bases 1 to 402 code for a protein of 133 amino acids. The record is from RefSeq and is a predicted model, not a curated record.
AUGGAGAAGGGGAAUGAGAGGAGAAAGAGCUUGUUCUCAAGGAUCUUCAAGACUAAAUCAUUGAUACCAAGGUCUGAUACCAAGAAACACAAGAAGGUGACACCGGAAGGAUGCCUUUCAGUUUAUGUUGGCGCCGGAGAAGAACGGUUCAUUAUACGUACAGAGUCUGUUAAUCAUCCCCUCUUUAAGGCUCUGCUAGAUGAUGCGGAGAUGGAGUAUGGUUACACAGCUGAGGGCCCGUUGAGGCUUCCUUGUGAUGUCGAAGUUUUUCAGCAUAUUCUCAAGGAGAUGGAGCAAGAUAUGGUGCCUUCUCCUUCUUUGAGUUGCACCUUCCCUGCUGGGUCUUAUGCAAGGUAUCAGCUCCUUAGCCCUUCAAAGCCAAUGGUUAUGGGGAGGUACUAA